UGUUUAUGAAUCAUUUCGAUCUAAGAUGUGUUAAUAGUUUCGUAGAGUAAUUUACAAAUAAUGUAUGUGCUUAUGUCAGAACAAACCCAUUUGUUUAAUUAGUAGUGACCCAUUUCCUUUGAUGAAAUAACUAAACUCAUUUAAUCACGGAAUGUACGAAUUAUGAAACUGACCCAAUUAAACAGAUUCGUUGGAUAAAAUUGUGUGAAAAUGAACGAAGAAAACGGUAGUGAGGAAAUUCCCAGACCCAGUUUAAGUUCAGAGCCCGAUUUUGAUGACCAACUUGGUUUGUCUGAUGUUAAUGAAGAUGCUCUUGAUGAUAAAACUAGUUUUACAACUGAUGGGCAGUUACAGGAAGCUACAAAUGAAGGACUCCCAUUUUCAUCAAUACACAAUAUUAAGAAAUUCAGCUCUAAGAAACGUAAUGUUUUUAUACCUGGACUGCCUGUUAGCGUAACAUUCACAGACUAUGAAAGGAAUGUAACCACUCACUUAUUAAACCCUAAUUUGUACACCAUAGCUGUAAUGCAUGGCUCUUACUCUUGGCAAAUUAAGAGACGUUACAAACAGAUCUCUGAUCUACACCAGAAAUUACUUUAUUUUAAAACCAAAACGUUAGUGCCUUUGCCUAAUAAAAAUCAUAUGGACACCAGGAAAACAUUCAGGAUUGAUGAGAAGGAUCAGAAAAAGAAGGGGAUUAUUCCCAGAUAUCCCAAGAAACCUGAGGCUUUGGUUUCUUUUGAUGGUAUUGAAGCUCGAAUGAAACAAUUGGAGAAUUAUAUUAACAAUUUAUUGUUAAUAGAUGCAUAUAAAAAUCAUCCAGCAAUGUUGGACUUUUUGGAAGUUUCGCACUUAUCUUUCAUAAAAGGGCUGGGCAUCAAGGGCAAAGAAGGUUUAAUCAAAAAGAAGACCGGAAACGCACAAAUCGGCUGUAAUUGUUUCGGAUUUCAUUGUUUCUGUUGCAUUCGUUGUCAACAUUUCUGUAACGAUUUCGUGUGUUCUCGAUGGAUUAAACGAUGGUUCUUCAUCAAAGACACAUUUUUCGGUUAUAUAAAUCCUGAAAUGGGACAAAUUAGAAGCAUAAUACUAUUCGAUCAAGGAUUCGAAGUUGCUUCCGGAUUCUAUGCAGUUUCCAUGCAAACCGGCUUUCAAAUACAGACGUUAAGCCGUCAGUUAACGUUCAAGUGUUGGACGAGAAGAAAAAGUAGGGAGUGGAUCGACACCCUUAAAGAAAUCGCAAACACCACAGCAAAGGAAUUCACGCAAGUCAAUCAACAUCACUCUUUCGCCCCAAUUAGGUGCAACAUAUCUGCCUCAUGGUUCGUGGACGGGUCCAGCUACAUGUCGGCUGUUGCGGACGCAAUUGAAGGUGCCAAAGAGGAAGUGUUCAUCACCGAUUGGUGGCUGAGUCCCGAGAUAUAUCUGAAACGACCCGCCAUUUGCGGCGAUCAAUGGCGACUCGACAAAUUACUACAAAGAAAAGCUAAUGAAGGAGUGAGAGUGUAUGUACUCUUGUAUAAGGAAGUGGAAAUGGCGUUGGGAUUGAAUAGUUAUUACAGCAAACAAACUUUGGCGAGUCUUUCAAAUAACAUUAAAGUUCUCAGGCAUCCAGAUCAUGCAAAGGCGGGCGUUUUUCUAUGGGCACAUCACGAGAAAAUGGUAGUUGUAGAUCAAACUUACGCAUUUGUGGGAGGAAUAGAUUUAUGCUAUGGAAGAUGGGAUGAUCCUGUUCACAGAUUAACUGAUUUAGGAAGUAUAACACCAGCAACGGAUAUUUCAACGUUAAAGAAGAAAUCCUCGAGUGUCCCAGGAGGAGAACCGGUUUACCCGAUCCCUAUUCCAUACUAUGCCCAAACUCCAAUCCCGGAAAUCCAAGAGCCAGAACCGCCGGGCAACGAAGAUGAACCAGACUCACUGCCUCAGUUGCAACCAGGCGACAAUCUGUUAAUACCAGUUAAUACAAGUUUGGAGCGAUUGAAAAUGAACACGCCAGACAUGGAACGCAAACAUUUAUUCGACGAUUUUAAGAACACCGUCAAAUCCGCUGGCAAGGGGAUAAUUAAUUUAGUUUACACACCCCACGAAGACAGCGUAGAUGAACCGGAUGAAGCACAAGAACCGGAGAAGGUAGAGGCACAAACGCCCGAACAGUUAAUAGAGGGCCUCGAUGGUUCGGCGAAACUGUGGAUCGGAAAGGAUUACGUGAAUUUCAUCGUGAAAGAUUUCACAAAUCUGGACUCGCCGUUUGAUGAUUUUAUUGACAGGAGCACAACACCCAGGAUGCCUUGGCACGAUAUCGGAGUUUGCGUUCAGGGAUCUGCAGCAAAGGAUGUUGCUAGGCAUUUUAUUCAAAGGUGGAAUGCUACAAAGCUGGAAAAGGCCAAGAACAACGACAGUUAUCCUUACUUAAUGCCCAAGAGUUACGAAACAAAUAUUACAAUCCCUAAGAACAACGCAAAAUUGCCUUUCAACUGUCAUCAAGUUACUUGUCAGGUAUUAAGAAGUGUUAGCACUUGGUCCUGUGGUUUUCUAGAACCCAAUGUUGUGGAACAGAGUAUUCAUGAGGCGUACAUUGAUACAAUAACUAAAGCGCAACAUUACAUAUAUAUUGAGAACCAAUUUUUCAUAUCCUUGUCUCAAAUUAAGAACCAAAUUGCAGAUGCACUCUUUAAAAGGAUAAUAAGAGCCUACAAAGCCAAAGAAGUGUUUAGAGUGUAUGUCAUUAUGCCUUUACUUCCGGGAUUUGAAGGUGAAGUAGGUGGGCCUUCAGGCACUUCUCUUCAUGCCAUUACCCAUUGGAACUACUCAUCCAUAUCAAGGGGUGAUAAUAGUUUAAUUGGUCGACUACAGGCAGCAGGAAUUGCAGACCCUUCGGAAUAUAUAACCUUUUACGGUUUGAGAACACAUUCCGUCUUAAAUCGCGAACCAAUUACUGAACUUAUUUACGUCCAUUCGAAAUUGAUGAUUGUGGACGACAAGAUUGUGAUUUGCGGAUCUGCCAACAUUAACGAUAGAUCUAUGAUUGGAAAACGGGAUUCGGAAGUUGCCGUUAAAAUAGAGGACGAACUAUUUGAUGACGGGGUGAUGAACAAUCAGCACUUCCCUUGCGGCCACUUCGCCGGGUCGUUAAGGAAACAUCUCUUCAAAGAACACUUGGGUAUUCUAGGGCACGAGGAUGAAAUGAUUGAUAUGGACGUUACCGAUCCGGUUUCUGAUUAUUUCUAUAAGGAAGUCUGGCAGAAGACCGCUAGUUUAAAUACUGAAUUAUUCGAAAAAGUCUUCCAUUGUCUUCCGUCCGACCUAGUGGAGACCUUUAUGGAUUUGCGGAAACACCAAGAGCUAACACCACUAUAUGUUGAUGAAGUGUCUAGAGCGCAGAAGAUGUUGGAAACUAUACAAGGGCACAUUGUUUUCCUCCCAUUGAAAUUCUUAUGUCAGGAAACUUUAACUCCAAAUGCUGGUUCUGUGGAAGGUAUGAUGCCAACUUCGUUGUGGACUUAAUGGUGCCUUGCUAGAUGAUUUUUUAACGAGAAUAUCUUUACACAUUUUUAACAUAGUUUUUAUAGUAGUGCACACAUGCUUAUGAACUGUUAAAGCCAAAGUAUAUUGAUAUUUUUCUAUGACUACGCCAGAUUUAUACAAAUAUUGUGGGCCAAUUAUUAUUUUUGUACUCAGUAUUACAACACCGUUCCAUAUUUAAAUUAUUUUUUUUUACUUUUAUAAAUCUUAUAUUAUGGCAGCAUUUAUUUAUCAUAAAUAUAUAUUAAAUAUUUAUUUAAAGUGUACUUAAAAUAUUAAUGUUAUGAAUUUUGAUGAGUUUACUAAUUGUGUAAUUGUUGUAUACAUGUAUUUUAUUAAACAAUUUACAAGCUUUUAA
Molecule: messenger RNA, 3877 nt
Organism: Aethina tumida (small hive beetle)
Lineage: Eukaryota; Metazoa; Arthropoda; Insecta; Coleoptera; Nitidulidae
Product: phospholipase D2
Exons: 12
Coding region: 211-3501 (1096 amino acids)
Biological process (GO): intracellular signal transduction; phosphatidic acid biosynthetic process; cell motility
Molecular function (GO): D-type glycerophospholipase activity; phosphatidylinositol binding
Source: RefSeq, a predicted model, not a curated record